Pelecanus crispus (Dalmatian pelican) is the source of this 666-nucleotide messenger RNA. Lineage: Eukaryota; Metazoa; Chordata; Aves; Pelecaniformes; Pelecanidae. The record is from RefSeq and is a predicted model, not a curated record.
AGACCGAGCACCAAGCUCAACUUCGUCGACCACGUUGUGGGGAACCAGCCUGACCUCCAGAUGGUCCCAGUGGCAGACUGGUACCAGAAGAACUUGCUCUUCCACCGCUUCUGGUCGGUGGAUGACAAGCAGCUGCACACCGAGUACAGCGCCCUGCGCUCCAUCGUGGUCACCAACUAUGAAGAGACCAUUAAGAUGCCCAUCAACGAGCCGGCACCUGGCAAGAAGAAAUCCCAGAUUCAGGAAUAUGUCGACUAUUAUGGAGGGGCUGGAGUCCAGCACAUUGCGCUGAACACCUCCGACAUCAUCUCGGCGAUCACCAGCCUGAAGCAGCGGGGCAUGCAGUUCAUGGACGUGCCGUCCAGCUACUACCAGAUGCUGCGGGAGAAGCUGAAAACUGCCAAAAUCAAAGUGAAGGAGAGCAUCGACAAGCUGGCGGAACUGAAAAUCCUGGUGGAUUUUGAUGAGAAAGGCUAUUUGCUCCAGAUCUUCACCAAACCAGUUCAAGACAGACCCACGGUCUUUCUGGAGGUCAUCCAGCGGCAUAACCACCAGGGCUUCGGCGCUGGGAACUUCAAGUCUCUGUUUGAAGCAAUAGAAAUAGAUCAAGAUGCAAGAGGAAACCUGACCAUCCUGGAGCCCAACGGGGAGACCAAGCGCAUCUAG